AUGUCUUUCGGCUCCCCCGGAACUUUGGCGAGCGACUGGGAAAGUCGAAAGGCAUUCGUCCAGGCACCAUGGCAAGCGCCACCAGAGGUGAUCAUCGAGGACAGAGAAGUUGCAGUUGACAGCCAUAAUAACAUCUUAAUGGGAGACUCAAGGGAAAGACUCGUGAUUGUGUACACCGACGGGAUCGGAAUCGAGGGAAGGAUUGGAGCGGCGGCAAUCGUCGAUCUCGACGAUCAACAUGCUCACAGCCAGAUGGGCAACGAUGAUAUGUCUACCGUGUACGCGGCGGAGCUCCACGCAAUCGAGAUGGCGCUCGCACUGGUUCUUGAAAGUACGGAGCCGUGGGCAGAACAAGCAAAGAACGGGCUAGUCAUCUUUGCAGACAGCCAAGCGGCGCUGAAGGCGCUCCGCCGACCGAAGAUGCCAUCCGGACAAGUCUACCUGGAAGGUUGCCUUAAUCUGAUUCGGCGGCUUGCGGCCAGAGGCAUUCGGGCAGAACUCAGGUGGAUCACUGCCCACCAAGGAGUGAUCGGUAACGAGAUUGUGGACAAGCACGCCAAAGAGGAAGCCCGGGAACCAGAAGGACCACAGAACCCUGACAACAGGCAUAUCCGUCUCGCAGCCGCAGUCAAGCGCCGGGUUCGCUAUGAGGCGAAGAUUGAGUGGGAGAGGCGUGGGCGAAGGAAACGACCAUCCCACCGACGAGACGCUUGA
Messenger RNA from Penicillium cinerascens, 714 nucleotides. Its product is annotated as ribonuclease H family protein. Bases 1 to 714 code for a protein of 237 amino acids. Gene Ontology annotation, molecular function: nucleic acid binding; RNA-DNA hybrid ribonuclease activity. The transcript has a single exon. The record is from RefSeq and is a predicted model, not a curated record. NCBI's taxonomy places the organism in Eukaryota, Fungi, Ascomycota, Eurotiomycetes, Eurotiales, Aspergillaceae. Gene Ontology annotation, biological process: DNA replication, removal of RNA primer.